Molecule: messenger RNA, 1455 nt
Organism: Pedinophyceae sp. YPF-701
Lineage: Eukaryota; Viridiplantae; Chlorophyta; Pedinophyceae
Source: the annotation of a GenBank genome assembly
AUGGCGGCUCCACGCCCGCCACUUCAUCCCGGCACCAGCCACUGCCCGCUGUCGUCUGCGUCGUCGCACGGGAUGGGCAUCGAGGAGUACUACGAGUUCAUCGGGCCCUACAACAUCGAAAUCCCGCGCAGGCGGCGCUCGUGGCGGCGGAAGGCAUCGGACACUUUACUAGGGUGCUGUAUCCUUCUGCGAAUGCUUGGCGGGCUGGUGCUGACGUUCGGCGGCGGCACGCUCUGGCUCCUCAAGGCGCUGCAGAUGACCCUGUACGGCCUCCUGCUCAUGCCGGGCGUCGUGCGCGCGCUGACGUGGUACAUGACGUCGUACCGCGUGAUUCGGAAGAUCGAGUACGGGAAAGGGCCGCGGAGCUACCUGGAUGUGUAUCUCCCGCCCGCUGAGUCCUUCCCGGGGAUAUCAGGCACGUCGGGGACGUACCGUCUGCCGGUGAUCAUCUACGUGAACGGUGGCGCGUGGAUUCUGGGCCACCGGAUCUACGCCGUGCUCCUCGGGCGGUACUUGUCGGAGCAGGGGGUAGUAUUGAUGUCAGUUGACUACCGCAACUUUCCCCAGGGGACCAUCAGCGACAUGGAGGCGGACGUGGCGCAGGCCGUCGCGUGGGUCCUCCGCGAGGCGGGGCGGUACUCCGGCGACCCCUCGCAGGUCCUCAUCAUGGCGCACGGCUCCGGCGCGCACGUGGCCGCGCAGGCCUUCCUGCAGCAGGCCAACCGCGUGGCGCGGGCGGUGGACCGCGGGGGCGCGCCGAGCAUCGGGCGGUCGCGCGAGGAGCUCGAGCUCGAGCUGACGGGGUGCGCGGGCCAGACGAAGAACGCAGCGGCGGGGAGGGACUCGGGGACUAUUGCGCUCCUGUCAGGCAGGGACGCGGAGCGCGGGGUGCCGCCGCACAUGUGGUCGCCGAACGACCUGCAGGCGUUCAUCGGCGUGUCUGGCGGGUACAGCAUACCCGCGCUCGUCGACACGCUCGACCAGCGCGGGCUCUCGUGCCGCGCGUUCCUCUCGAUCAUGGAGGGCGGGGCGUCGGGCGCGCGCGCGCUCGAGGCCUUGCCGCGGCACUCCCCGGAGCACAUCCUCAAGGCGCCCGGGUUCAAGCAGCGCGGCGCCGUGGCCUUCCUGUGCCCGACCGUGCUUCUGCACGGCGGGUCGGACCGGACGAUGCCGAGUCAGCAGUCAACGUCGUUCGCCAAGGCGCUGAGUCAGGCGGGCCGGACCGACGUGCAGGUGCAGGUGUUCCCCGGGCGGUCGCACACGGACCUCGUGCUCGAGGACGUGCUGCUGAUGGGGGAGCGCGCGCCGCUGAUCCGCCGCGCCAUGCGGUGCGUCGAGGAGAGCUGCCCGCACCGCCCGUUGCCGGAUCGCACGGAGGCGCAGAAGGCGGACGCGAAGGCGCCGUUCAUGGCGCACUGGCUCGUGCAGCUCGCGCGGAAGAUCUCGCCGUUCUGA